AACCUGCUGCAGUAGGAGGGGCAGUUGGAUCUGUAACUCUUCUAUUGAUCAUAGUAACUGCAGGAAUAGUACUUACUCGAUGGAAAAGAAGAAAGAAAGAUACAUCGAAUGAAGAGACUAAUAUAAAUGAAUUUUCUUCUGUUGAUGAGCUUUUAACAAAGGAUGAAAACAUUCAGGAGAUGGAAAUGAAUGUAGUUGAAAAUCCAAUAAUGAAUUCAAAAUCAAAUGAACAAACAAGAAAAACAAAAUUAGAAAAGUCUGUAGCUGUGACAGAUUUGUACAGAAUAAUUCUUGUUUUGUCUGAAAAUGAGAACGCCAGAAUCAAAGAAGAAUACAGGACAAUUCCAAGUGGUGAACUGUAUCAGUGUUACGAAGGGAAAAAGCCAGAGAAUGCUGCAAAAAAUCGCUACACAACAAUUUUCCCUUAUGACCAUUCUCGGGUUGUUCUCCAAGCAACAGAAAAGCAAUCAGACUACAUAAAUGCUAAUUACAUUGAGGACGCACAUAAAAAGAAAUCAUACAUUGCCACUCAAGGACCAAUAUCAAAGACAAUUGCUGAUUUCUGGAAAAUGGUCUGGGGAGAAGAUAUUAGUGUGAUAAUCUGUCUUACAAAUGUAAAGGAUGGAGGAAGGACCAAAUGUGUUCAAUACUGGCCGACUUCUCAUAACAAAACCAAGAAUGGAGAAAUAAGUGUACGGAACCAAGAGGAGAAAACAUUUGCUGACUAUGUCGUCAGGCAUUUCCGCCUACAGAAUAGCUCGGACAAGACAGAGCGUGACGUGUUUAUGUUCCACUACACACAAUGGUCAGACCAUGAUGUCCCAGAACCACUGAGUUUGGUUAUAUUUCACCGUCACGUGAUGAAAAUUUCAAAUGGACACCCUGGCAAAUACACUCUUGUUCAUUGCAGUGCAGGGAUUGGUAGAACGGGAACCUACAUAGCACUGGACGCCCUCUAUAAAGAAGGGGAGAUAACUGGGAAAGUCAACGUACCAAAGUAUGUAGAAGCAAUGAGGAAAGAUAGGAUGAACAUGAUCCAAGGCUUAGAUCAAUACAAAGUUGUCUAUAUGGCAUUACUUGAAUCAUUCAGAGGAAAAUCGAGGCCCAUCUCAACAGAAACAUUUCUACAGGAGUUCCAGGAACACUCAUGUUAUAUCAACCUCGGAGAGGUGGCCAAUAAAUCCCCAAUGUCUGCAGAAUAUGAGGAAUUGGUGUCCGUAAGGAAAAAAUACACACCCGAAGAUUACAAAUCAGGGAGAGCAUUUUUAUCAGCCAAUUAUUCUCCUACUGUUUUGUCUGUUGAAAGAUAUAUGUGUAUGCUGUCCAAUACGAAAGGACAGAACGUCUAUUACAACGCAGUUUCUGUACAGUCUUUUACAAAGAGUGACCAUUUCAUCAGUGCCCAGUACCCUCUCCCAGAUUACACGGAAAAUUUCCUGAGACUUGUAAAGGGAUAUUAUACACCAACCAUUGUAUCACUCUCUCCAUUGAUGGAAAUUGAAUCGUCUUCCCUUUGGUUUUCAGCUGAAAAUGAAAAGAAACAAGUUGGAACAUUCACUGUAAAAAUGACAGAUUAUACACAGUCAGAAACAGUCAACAGGACAAACAUUGUAUUGCAACAAAAGGGUUUAAGCGGCAUGAGAGUGUCUGUAUUGGAAUGUAAACGAAGGAAAGGAGAGAAUGACAAAAUAAAUCGUAGAGCUCUAAUUGACCUAAUUACAGAGGCAAAAAUAGAAGAAAAAACUCACCCGGAUGGAAGGAUCCUCAUUUUGUCAAGUGACGGAGCCAAACGAUGUGGGUCAUUCUGUGUGGUGUUGAACGCUGUAGAACAAAUGACAUUGGACAAUGAAGUGGACAUAUUUACCAUCACAAGACAACUCCAAAUUACACGACCAGAGUUCAUAUCAAGUUUGGAAGAGUACCAGUUAUGUUACAACACUGUUGCUGAUUAUCUACAGACUGACAUGGUGUACGCCAACUGCUAGAUACUUCUUCCUACAGGUUGGGAUUAUACACGGAAUGACGCCUCCCAGAUAUAGGGUCGAAACCUCAGGCAGUGGAUAUGUUCCUUUUCCAGUUCCAAAACAUUGUUCUAAUUUUUUUUUCUUAGCACUAGUUUCUGCGACUUGAUAAAAUGAACAUUUGUCUCAUAGAUAAAUCUGAUUUUGCUUCUAGUAUAAGAAAUGACAAUGAUUGCUAUUUUUGUUAACCUACCUGAACUACAAGUUAAGUUUCUGUAAGUUUUGUUUAGCGUAUGUUGGUCGUGUUUUAGCUGUUCAUUUUCUUUUCAAGUGUCACUCUGGACAAAUUUAAAAACACUGCCACAGGACAUUUUUGAAUGAAUUCAUUUUUUUCACAACAGAGAUAUACUCCUUCAAGUGAGAGAUAACUUAUGUGUAGUAUAUAAAAAAGAUUAUGGCAUUUAAAAAUAUUCAAGAAAUGCUGUACCAAACAAGAAAACUUUAGUGAAAACAUUCUUAUAAAUUCGUAUUUGUUAUACCUUGGUCCCCGCCCGGCAGCGAUGUGGCGACGUCGACAGGAGAGGGUAGUUUCAUGUAAAAUGGGAGGGUGCUUUCUUUUCAAGCACAAAAACUUAUAUUUAGUCAAAUUAAUAUAUAAGCUUGUGUCAUAUCCCCAUGGAAAAAUAGUAGAUUCAAGCUUACUCUAAUAUUUAUCAUGGACCCCCCCCCCCCCCCCCCCAUGGAACCACAAUAGGGGAUCAAAGUUAACACGUUGAUGUAUAAGAAAAUUCUUUGAAAAUUUUCUCUUCAAUGGCAAUUGAUACAUAAAUUAAUGGAUUGAUUAUAUUUGAGAAAUUCAGAUUAAGAUUUGUUUAAAUCACCCCAUGGAGCUUAGUUGGAGCCAAAAGAGAGAGUAAAGUUUCCACGGGAAUACUUAUGGAAGAUAUCCGUUAAUAUCCUAUAUUCAGUUCAACCAUCCACAAUAUAUCUGAUUGAUGUGCAAACAUAUAUCUCCGUGUAGUGUCAAUUUUGAUCAAAUCAUGGCAUCUCUUGGGUUAAUAUUGUACACAGAUUUUGCUCUGAAAAAUCUGGGUACGAAUUUAAUAUUUUCCAUAAGCAUCCUUUUGCCGUUUUAAAUUCAGAUUGCUGAAGCCAUUGACUUCUAAGAAAGGAUACUAGUAAUGUGAAUCGGGUGAAUAUUGUGGCCCCUUAACCAUCUUGUAUUAAAUUGUGAAUUUCAUUUUUUUUUUUAACUCUACCCAAAAACCAGGCUAGAGUGUUUGAUAUUUCACAGAUGUUGAUAAUUUAUUAGAAAAUUCCACCAGAAAAUUAAGUUGAUCUCUGAUGAAUUUCAGAAUGUUGCUGAUGCAUCAUAUUCGUCAAACUUAUUUUUAUUUGGAAAAUGAUCUUCCUCAACUUAAUAGUACCUUAUUUAUUGUUGUUUUAAGAAACAGAUAUUUCAAUGUUUAGUAGA
Molecule: messenger RNA, 3435 nt
Organism: Saccostrea echinata
Lineage: Eukaryota; Metazoa; Mollusca; Bivalvia; Ostreida; Ostreidae
Product: receptor-type tyrosine-protein phosphatase kappa-like
Exons: 18
Coding region: 180-1985 (601 amino acids)
Biological process (GO): protein dephosphorylation
Molecular function (GO): protein tyrosine phosphatase activity
Source: RefSeq, a predicted model, not a curated record